Molecule: messenger RNA, 1698 nt
Organism: Ictalurus furcatus (blue catfish)
Lineage: Eukaryota; Metazoa; Chordata; Actinopteri; Siluriformes; Ictaluridae
Product: heat shock factor protein 5-like
Exons: 6
Coding region: 136-1023 (295 amino acids)
Biological process (GO): regulation of DNA-templated transcription
Molecular function (GO): DNA-binding transcription factor activity; sequence-specific DNA binding
Source: RefSeq, a predicted model, not a curated record
GCGUACCGUUCAGUGGAGAGACCAUUAUUGUCCAGAAAACUUGAGAAGACACACACAGCCCAACCAGGAGACCAAAUUGUUGCGGAAAUCAUCAAGGAAACACUCGCAGACCUCUGAAGUUCCUCUGAAGCUAAUAUGGAGAUCGUUGAUGCAUCUUUGGUCACCUUCAUCAACCCCACCUACUUCCCUGGAAAGUUGUGGCGUUUGGUGAAUGAUCCUGAGAUUCGCUCAGUCUGGUGGGACGACAGCGGGGAAGGGAUACUUGUUCAUCAACAAACCUUCGAAGCUGAAGUGCUUUUGUCCCAACCCACCCACCUGUCAGAGUACUUCAGGACAACUGACUUCAUAAGUUUCGUUCGCCAGCUGAACCUGUACGGCUUCAAAAAACAACGCAUAGACAACGUCUUGGACAAGCAGUCGAACAACUCUUCGAUUAAGGCCCAACUGCACCAUUUUCAAAACCCAUAUUUUAAACGGGAUAAGCCUGAGCUUCUGCUCAAUAUGAAGCGACUUACGCCACUCAACAAGGCCAAGCUCGCCGGGUUAAAGGUGACCAGCAGGAGGCCAAAACCUUUUCAUCACGUGAUGCGGAAUUUGCCACAGGAAACCUCUGGCUUAAUGAAAACAGGUUCAACCUUGCUUGAACAUCAGGGAACCCCUUACUACCAUCCCUGUAAUGUCCCUCAGCAGGAGCAGAGGAGCAACUUACCUCAUCACUCACAGUACGGGUUUUACACACCAGUGUAUCAGCGCUGUAGCCCAGACUUCUUGGAUUCAAACGUGCCAAGCUUUCAACAACCAGCUGCUUCCUACUCUCCUGGUGACUAUUACCCUGACUACUCAGUCGGAUACACUGAUCCGAUUGAUCAGGAUCCAUACUGGAAAGCAGGUGAUGUUCCAGAGUCCAGUACGAGUGACCUGGACAAAGAGAAAGAGGAACUGGACGCUAUAUUAGAUCUGGCGUUGGACAUGCAGGCUGAAGUUGAUGCCCGGAGGUUGCUGCAGCUAUCAGUCACCUGUUAAGACAGCUUGAGUGGGUGUUACGAACCCGGUCUAGGUCAGGCCGCUAUGUACAAAGAUAAUUUGCAGUGCACUGGAAGCAGAGGGUACGGGCUCGCUCAUCCAGGCAGCAAUAAAAGAGAAGCCAGCCCUGCAGAUGUGAUCAUUGACUCUAGCUGCUGUGGUUAGAUGAGAGACAGAGAGUUAGAAGAGAGACAGAAGGCCAGAAGCAAUGCUGUGUGUUUCCAUUUUGAUCGUUGCUAUAAAAAUCAAAAAUUAAAUAAAAACUCUCCCAAGGUGGAAAAAUAAUCUUCCAAACAAAAUGAAUCAAAGAGAUAGAGACUGAAUGCAGUCGAUACAAAAAAAUCAUUUGUAAAAUAGACAUUUGAUUGAAUGACAGUUUAUAGUUUUUAUGUGUAUUUUAGGAAAAUAUAAGAUGUAAAUUACGUCCAAGUCACUUGAGAGCAUUACUGUAAAUUAAUAUAAACCUAUAGCUCUCCAGAUUAUUUGUUGUAUUAAUAAUUGUGUUUCACAUUUUUUUAGACCUGAAUGUUAUAAAUGUUAGGAAGAUUUUUUGUUUAUUUUUAAAUAUCUUAUCUUAUUUAUUUAUUCAUUUCAUGCAUACUGUUUUAGUGUUUUUUAUGCUGCCUGACAUGUAGAGAAGUAACUGUUAUCAGUAAAGUGAAUUAUUUCUUUUAA